Ilyonectria robusta is the source of this 2020-nucleotide messenger RNA. RefSeq lists its product as uncharacterized. Gene Ontology annotation, biological process: regulation of transcription by RNA polymerase II; DNA-templated transcription. Lineage: Eukaryota; Fungi; Ascomycota; Sordariomycetes; Hypocreales; Nectriaceae. Gene Ontology annotation, molecular function: DNA-binding transcription factor activity, RNA polymerase II-specific; zinc ion binding; RNA polymerase II cis-regulatory region sequence-specific DNA binding. The transcript has 2 exons. Bases 49 to 1875 code for a protein of 608 amino acids. The record is from RefSeq and is a predicted model, not a curated record. Gene Ontology annotation, cellular component: chromatin.
AUCCAAUCUCACCUCCUUCAUAUCCUCUCAAUCAGCGGGAAGCCGGAAAUGUCCACCACAAGUCACACGUGUUCGGUCUGUGGCCGUGGAUUCCUCCGACGUACCCAUCUGCUUAGGCACGAAGCCACCCACAGGAGCACACCGGGGCACCCCUGCCAAUUCUGCGGCAAGUCGUUUGUUCGCAGCGAUGUGGCUCGACGACACGCUCAGUCUUGCAGGGCCAGGAACGACCACGACGCUGUGCGCGCAUCAAAGAGGGGAAGAAGACGAGAAGCUUGCGACCAUUGUUUUAGCCACAAGCUUUCGUGCGAUAAGAAGAAGCCUUGCGAACGGUGCACCUCCUCCGGCCGCAAUUGCACCACCAUUCGCGUUGACCAAGAUCCCCAUCGUACGCAAGGCUAUCUCGUUAGGGGCUCUGCUGAGGAAUCAAACCGCUUAACAGUCUCCUUCUUAUUGAAUUUUACGGAUCCCAACGUACAUUCUACAAUGGACUCCUUGAAUGUCUCGGGCGCUGAUACUACAUUCCCCUUCCAACGCCCAAGCUGGUGGAACCGCGCUCAAAGGGAGACGGACUUCCCGAGUACACAACCCUCAGAAGCAGAUUUCAGCCUCCUUCUUUGGGGAAUUCCAGAUCCGUUUAAUAAUCUCACGAUAGAAACGGAGACCGCUGCGGAAGAAGAGUACUGGAAUCUCGGCCUGCCACCAUACCCCGUCCAUGCUGAGAACGGCCAACUCCAGGAUCGGGUGAGGUUACUUGUAUCCGAGCUGCAACAGAUAAACCCCGAAAUCGAGUAUGGAGACCUUCUAACGGGUCCAAACUUUCUGACCAAUAUCCUCGCCUUCUUUCGUCAACGACACUCACAGGUACCGCCUACUAUCCAUUGGCCGACAUUCGAUCCAGAGACCAUCUCACUUCACCUCUUGCUGGCCGUUGCAUUGGGCGGUGCCACACUCACAUAUCCUCGAGAUGACAUUACUAGUCUCCGAAAAUUAGAGGCACUAUGUGAGACGGCGGAAAGCUUCAUCUUCAACAAUCUAGACACCGUUGAUACGGUAAUCGAAUGUGAGGGUGAAGAAAUCAGUGACGCUACUAUUGAAGCAUGCCAGGCUGCGCUCUUGAUCGAAGUGGUCCAAGUCAGUUUCAACAGCUAUAAAACACGACGAAGGAUCCUCUUCCAACGCCAUACAUACCUCGUCGCGGUUAUGAGGAGCCUCCGGCUAUUUUCAAGCACACACACACAUGGCGAUGGGAGUGAAACUUGGGCGGAGUUCAUCCGGGCUGAGUUACUUAUCCGGUUGGCUGCUGGCGCCUUUUUUAACGACGCAAUGUUUGUCUUGUACUUUAACCACCCCCCGUGCGCUACAGUCUCUGAGAUGACGGGGGAUCUGACUUGUGACGACAAUCUUUGGGAUGCUGAGACGGAGAAAGAAUUCGCAGCUCAGUGGGCUUUGCAUGCAUCAACCAGGCGCCCUCCACGACUUCGAGAUCUGAUUUCUCGUAUGUUGGCAGAGGAGUGGAUUGAGGCGAGGGGGGUUUUCCAAGACUUGAACAUUCAUGAUUUACAUCUCGUUCUCUGGGCUCUACAGCCGACCAUUUUCAAUCUUCGAGCAGCAUUGUCAGUGGCUUCCUGUUUCUCCAUGGCAUCACGGGCCCUAGAGCGAUGGAAGAUUCUGUGGCAAAAUGCAAUGGAAAGGCAUAGGGAAUCUCAGGGGAAAAGCGAAGGCAUUAUACAGUAUGCGUCCGGUGUGGCCUGGCUGACGUGCAAGAUUCUGGAGGCGGAAUGCAACGCCGGGGCACAGGGAUCGCCCUAUUUCCGUCAAAUUGGUCGGCACAACGCUGCAGACCUUCACCAGUUAAUUAAAGAGUAUCAAUAAUUUAUAUUGAAUCAACAGGAACUUUGAAUCCCAUCAUCAUGGCGCCAGAUAUCGCGGGGAUCGUUGGGCUCAUGCUCCUCCAUCUUGGUCGUUUAAUCAAAGACUAAGGCGUUUUCCGGGUUGACGUCUCCGUGGAUAAUUCAGC